Messenger RNA from Akanthomyces muscarius, 678 nucleotides. RefSeq lists its product as uncharacterized. The coding region runs from base 1 to 678 and encodes 225 amino acids. The transcript is spliced from 5 exons. The record is from RefSeq and is a predicted model, not a curated record. NCBI's taxonomy places the organism in Eukaryota, Fungi, Ascomycota, Sordariomycetes, Hypocreales, Cordycipitaceae.
AUGCAAGCGCGACAGAGUAACGGCCUCCAAUCUCGGCGCAACCAACUGCAGCAGCGCGGGGCACAAAACUUUUGGCUCAGAUCAGCGAAACCUGCGCCAGGGAACGCACCACGGUAUGGCCCUCCCCAUACACAAUUGUAUCAGGCGAGCGGCGCUGCACCAGGUGCUGCUGCACUUCAAGAGGGUGCUCGCCCCACGGGUUUUCAAGAUGGCCAUGGAGCCGGGACGGGUUUCUUACCUAUGGCAGAUACCAUGAUGAGCGCCGCUCCACCGUCUGAUGCUUCACCGGAAAACGUGAUGAGCACGCUGAACCAACUAAAAAGCAUGAUGGAGAGGAUGCGGCAGGAGAAGGGCCCGGAGGAAGACCAGCCAUUCUCCUACCUGCCUUCUGCAAGCCAAGGUGGUGACUCCGCAGCCGUCGAGUAUGACAAUCCCAGCCAGGAGAUGGACUAUUUCCGGAAAGAGUUGGAGAACUGUAAGAAAGAGGUGGCCGCCACCCAGCAGGAGCUGGGAAGCGUCAAGAGAGCCAUGAAACAGCUCGAAGAAGCCAACAAUAACUUGAAGAAAAAAACUACCGAGAGUUUGGAAAGUCUCCGAGACCAGCUGUCACUCCUUUUGAAUGCAUGCCCGCUCCCCGAGGACGACCCUUUUGCAUACCCGCCGCUUCCCAGCUCAUGA